AACUACAGUUGGUAGACGUUUUAACAAAAAUAAUGAAACGACUUCUGGAAGAGAAAAAGUGUUGCAGAGUUGAGAGAGGGACAGUCGCCCAAUCCAUCCGAUAUACCAACAUUUCUUCGUGCGAUGCCUCUUCUUGUCGCGCGACCGAGGCCCUACAUAGCUCUCUCUCGAUAUAUAUAGAGUGUAUGGAGUUGUGCUUGAAGUUUGUUUGCAGACCGAUCAAUGGAUGCACUUGACAUAGCAGAUCUUAGCAAAGCCGUCCAGGGGGAAAAUUUAUCAAACAUCCUAGAAGAUAACAUAGCUGCAGGGAGAACAGAAUCAUGGAUGUGGAAGCAAAUUAGUCAAGACGAGAUUCAACCAACCCGGAUUGAAAGGAAAAGAUUGAGUGACAAGGCAUAUCGUGACCGACGUAAGGAUGAGUUGCAUAAGCAUACUGUAGAAAACAAGCAUGCGAAGCAGGAAAAUCAAUUGUUAAAGAAUGAGAUAGAUUCCAUGAAUCUAAAAUUGCAAUCAGCAGCUAUGGAGAUAGAACAACUCCAAAAUUUAAUUUGCGAAUUGAGGCGUCAAAAUGGCUGCCAACAAGUUCUUAUGGAAGCAUUUCUGCACAAAAUAGUCAGUUUCUCUUUGUUUCAAUUACUCCACUUUUCUGCAACGUUUUCAUAUAAUAUGAGUUUAACCAUUCUCAGUGUCUUAAUUAGUUAUGAGAUUGUUCAUAUGCAGGUUGGUCCUAAAGAUAGAGAUCCCCAGCUUGGGAAGCUACAGCAUGAAAUUAGAGUAUUAAGACGAACUGUUGCUUUCACUGGCUGGAUGGAAGAGGCGAUGCAACUUCUGAAUAGGAUUGCAGAAUUACAACAUCAGAAUAAGGAUCUCAAAGUGCAAGUUCAGGCUUUGUGUGAGAAGAUCUACAAUGACAAAUUAAAUUCUUGAAGAGAUCCGAGCGUAAUAAGGCUCAGCUCAUAUACUAUAGUUUAACAUAUAUGACUUAGAUGGCUAUAUAUAUAUAUAUAGUCAUAUAGAAUUAGAAGUUGCAGACCCACAGAUAUAAUUGUUGGCACUUGGAAGAUAUUUGUGCAAGCAGAAACAAAUCCACCAUGUGUGGCUUUUAUUAUGUCAAAUUUUGUAAAUUCUUUUUACGGAGUAGAUUAUCAGUUCCUAAAUGUACUUCAAAUACAGACACUCAAUACUCCACCGUCCACAAUGUGCCUAAGACUGUGAAGAGCAAAAGAAUCUACUGUUGGACGUAAGGAAUCAGGUCAGGUUCAUGAUAUCAGUAAAUUCAGACUUACAGAUGAGAUGGAAUAGCAACGAUUUUACUAGCUGAAAAA
Messenger RNA from Tripterygium wilfordii, 1325 nucleotides. RefSeq lists its product as uncharacterized. Gene Ontology annotation, molecular function: DNA-binding transcription factor activity. NCBI's taxonomy places the organism in Eukaryota, Viridiplantae, Streptophyta, Magnoliopsida, Celastrales, Celastraceae. Gene Ontology annotation, biological process: regulation of DNA-templated transcription. The transcript is spliced from 3 exons. The coding region runs from base 223 to 927 and encodes 234 amino acids. The record is from RefSeq and is a predicted model, not a curated record.